AUGUAUCUGGUAGCGCUGGAUUACAAAUUCAAGAGUGAUGACCAAAACCAAGUAGAUGAUAAUGGAAACGAGCUAGGCUACGAGUCUUUCAUUUUCGAAUGGGCCACUGUAAGGCCAUGCCCCAGCAAGAGCAUUGGUUUAUCGUCGGUCUCCACGACGGAGGGGUUUUACUGCACGAGAUCGCCUGAAAAACAGGCCGGUCUCGCACGUCCGUCCGGAACGCAGUCAAGGCGGAGUGGGAGAGACAAAAAGGCAGCGCUAGUGCGUAUCGCGGCGACAGGUACGCUCUUUGCCGCCGAGCUCAAGAACAAAAUUGGCAUUAAGGCGUCCGUGAGGACGAUCCAGCGGGCUCUGCAGCGUGUGGACCAUCGGGUCUACACCAAGAUGGAGCCCCUCACGGAAGCGAUAAAGCAACAAGCAUGGAAUGGGCGAAGGAGUACAUACUGA
Messenger RNA from Phytophthora infestans T30-4, 447 nucleotides. RefSeq lists its product as uncharacterized. The transcript is spliced from 3 exons. The coding region runs from base 1 to 447 and encodes 148 amino acids. The record is from RefSeq and is a predicted model, not a curated record. Lineage: Eukaryota; Oomycota; Peronosporomycetes; Peronosporales; Peronosporaceae.